GGAAGGGAGGGAGAUGCAUGAAGCUGAGGGACUGGAUGGUUAGGGAGGGGCUACAGUCCAGCCUCCUCCUCUGCUACUCCCUCUUAUGCCCAAGAACCCUUUAUGACGAGACCACAGCUCUAUGAGGGGCUGAGUACUUUAGUCCCCAAGUGCACAUUCUGUGCUCAGUUGCCUGAGGGCAGCAGUGUGAUGCAGACAAUGGAGAAUCCUCUCUUUUCUCUGAAAAGCACUUUUGAUAUUUGGGUGAACUCCAGUUCCACUUCCUGGGUGAUCGAUACAAUCCUUACCUUUCUGUGUGGACUGGGGCUCUUUUUCCUGAUCCUUCCAUUGAAUGGAGCAGAGGGGAAGAAGGAGGAGCAUCAAGAGAAAUGGAGCUUUGAAAGGCGGUUCUUCCUCCUAAAGCCUAAGCAACUAGAAAGAGGAAAAGCUUUACCCUCUUUUGUUAAGAAAUCUCAGCAAGUCUUUAGUCAGGUCACUCUUAACCUUCCGCAGGAGAACAGGUCUUUCUGGGCCCACAGCUCUGUUUCCAUCCUUCCUGAGGAUUUGGCCAGCCCUAAGGUUUGGGAGGAACUGGAGCACCAGUUUUCCAAAAGGUGCAUGCAGCAACAGUUUGGCCUGCCCUGCAGAAUUCGAGCAUCUCAGAAACUGAUGCAGCCUUAG
Molecule: messenger RNA, 660 nt
Organism: Bubalus bubalis (water buffalo)
Lineage: Eukaryota; Metazoa; Chordata; Mammalia; Artiodactyla; Bovidae
Product: spermatogenesis-associated protein 31-like
Exons: 4
Coding region: 103-660 (185 amino acids)
Source: RefSeq, a predicted model, not a curated record